This is a messenger RNA of Rhipicephalus microplus (southern cattle tick), 836 nucleotides long. RefSeq names its product mitochondrial ribosomal protein L16 (gene mRpL16). NCBI's taxonomy places the organism in Eukaryota, Metazoa, Arthropoda, Arachnida, Ixodida, Ixodidae. Gene Ontology annotation, molecular function: rRNA binding; structural constituent of ribosome. Gene Ontology annotation, biological process: mitochondrial translation. Gene Ontology annotation, cellular component: mitochondrial large ribosomal subunit; ribosome. The record is from RefSeq and is a predicted model, not a curated record.
AACUGCAGUAAAAAACAUGGCGGCCCCCAUGUCGACCAGGCUCGCGUUCGCGUCAAAAACCGCACAACUCGUGAGCUGUAAGACCCGGGUUCCACAAGUGGUCACCUGUGCAGGCUUGAAGCUAUGGAAAGUGCCUCCAACGUUCGAAGGGGUGGAAUUCCCGGAGGAGAGAAAGCUACGCAACCUUGAAAAGGUGCCAACGUACCCAUUUGGCGUACGGCCUCCGAAAAUGUUCAAGGACCUGGCCACCAUUCGUGGGGCUGAGCUUGUGCACAACCGCCUGCUAUACAACCAGUACGGCAUAAUUGCCUUGUCGGGUGCCUUCCUCCGUCCAGGUCACAUCGAUAUGAUUCGCCUAAACAUAAACAAGAAGCUCGACGUUUCUAGGAUGUUUGCCGUGUGGAGGAUUGACCCGCCAUGGAAGCCUAUUACCAAAAAGGGUCAGGGAAAAAGAAUGGGCAAAGGAAAAGGUGCCAUAGAUCACUAUGUGACACCCAUCAAAGCGGGGCGCAUCAUCAUCGAGAUGGGUGGCUAUGUGGAGUUCGAGGAAGUAAAGCCACUUUUAGAGCAGGUGUGUCACAAGCUUCCUGUGGAUGCUAUGCCAAUCACCAACGAACUGCUCGAAGAAAUUAAGCUUGAAGAGGAAGAGCUGGAGAGGAGGAACAUCAAUCCAUUUAGCAUUGAGCGAGUCAUAGACUACAAGAUGCACGACUCUGCUCGGUGGAUCAGCAAGUACGACAGGAAGUUCUACACGAAAUACGUGUGAUUGAUGUUAUAGGUAGUAUUUGAUUAUUGUACAGAACAGAGCUCAAUAAAAUACUGAAUGCUGUAGCACC